UCCAUGCAGUACAGAGUCGGAGCUUUUGGGUUUCUCUAUUUGAACAAGCAUUUCACCAACAGCGAGGAGGCACCUGGGAAUAUGGGUCUGUGGGACCAGGCUCUCGCGCUCAGGUGGCUCAGAGACAACGCUGUCGCCUUCGGAGGUGAUCCUGAUUUGAUUACCAUCUUCGGAGAGUCUGCUGGAGGCAGUUCU
Messenger RNA from Habropoda laboriosa, 195 nucleotides. Its product is annotated as acetylcholinesterase-like. Gene Ontology annotation, cellular component: plasma membrane. Gene Ontology annotation, biological process: acetylcholine catabolic process; choline metabolic process. Lineage: Eukaryota; Metazoa; Arthropoda; Insecta; Hymenoptera; Apidae. The record is from RefSeq and is a predicted model, not a curated record. The annotation marks the transcript as partial. Gene Ontology annotation, molecular function: acetylcholinesterase activity. The transcript has a single exon.